Molecule: messenger RNA, 2846 nt
Organism: Ceratitis capitata (Mediterranean fruit fly)
Lineage: Eukaryota; Metazoa; Arthropoda; Insecta; Diptera; Tephritidae
Gene: eas
Product: ethanolamine kinase
Exons: 4
Coding region: 1084-2739 (551 amino acids)
Biological process (GO): phosphatidylethanolamine biosynthetic process
Cellular component (GO): cytoplasm
Molecular function (GO): ethanolamine kinase activity
Source: RefSeq, a predicted model, not a curated record
GUUUGUGUAGCAUUCAGUUUACGAAGAAAUUUGGCCGAGAUAACUUGUGUAUAAAUUCCUAGCGCAAAACAUUUGUAUUUUUUCGGAUUCUUAUUGCAUUUAAGAAAAAACUUUCAUCCUCUUACUGUAAAGGAAUUGAAUGAGAAAAUAGUAUUUGAAUAGGAUAAAAAAUCCUUUUAAUAUUUGUAUUUCAAUUGAGCAAUUUUCGAAAAAGAACAGGAAAUUGAACCAUUUUUGUUAAGGAUAAGUUCAAAAUCCAAAAAAACGAACGCUGUGAAAAGGGAGGUGGAAAUUAGCAAACGAAAUCCAUUACGUGAAAAAUCGAUAAAAAUAGAAUCAAAUCGGAAACCCGUCAUAAAGGCAUAAAGACAAAAGUAAAAACAAAACCAAAGUGACGUACCAACCAGAGGAGUGUAAAAUAUGAACAACGUAACGAGCCGAGCAGCAUAAAGUUGAAAAAAAAAAACGUGUAGUUGGUGUACGAAACCUGCGGAAGGAAUUUUGAAAUAAAAAUACCGAGAAGGCAUAUUUGAAUAUAAAAUAAAUUUUUUUCGUUACUACAAUUUGGAAAAAAAAAACAGCGCAAGGAAAAAGCAGAUAUUCAAAAUAAAAAUCGAGGAGUAAAAGACGAAUAGGAGAAAAAUCAGCUGAUUUGCUGUUUAAAGGUAAAUCGAAGAAGAAGGAGAUACAUUUCCCCACCUACCGGCAAGAAGAUCGACAAACAUACACAUUGUAAGAAAGCAAAACCUACAGCUGUCCAAUCAGCCGUAUAAAUAAGCGAAAGCGCAAAACAAAAAAGUGUUGAAUUUGAAAUAUAAACAAAGUGGAAAAUAAAACUAAAACCCAAAGCAAAACCAAAAAUUUGCAGAUGUAAAUAAAGAAAAUUUCUCUUUUCAUACAACCGCCAAUAAAUCUAUAAACAGUAAGAAAAUUAUCUUGAAACAAUAGAAUUCGCUAAGAAUAAAUAAACAGAACUUAUUUUGCUUGACAAAAUCAAAAUAAAUUUGUAUAAAAUUUCUGUUAUUUAAAAUAACUUCCCAAACAUCGAUUAAUUCAAAAGAUUUUUGAUAAUUCCCAAGUAGCAUGGGCACAGAAACCAAAUUUAAUUGUUACAAGGAGAAUACAACAGCAACGACUGGUGGUGUUUCACGUCCGAAGGUAGCACAUAAUGGUUCGUCGUUAAUAGCUAGAGCAAAUGUCGGUGCUGGCCGUGGUAUAAUUGGCAUUAGUGGUGUUGAUCAAAAGUUGCAUUCCUCAAAUGGCGCUUUAAAUGGUGCAUUGAACUUUAAGCAACAACAGCAACGUAACGAUAUUAAAAACGGCAGUACGACCAAUAGCAGCUGUGAUAAGAUUGAAACAAUUACAACUCCAGUUUUUGUACCAGUACACAUUGGCGAAGACGUAAUUAGCGGUGCCAAAGAGAUACUCAAAGUGAUAAGACCACAUUGGAAUAUCAGUCAUGUACAAUUUAAAAAAUUCACCGAUGGCAUCACAAAUAAGCUUGUCGGCUGCUUCUAUAAUCCCCCACAAACAGCAGCAUCAAACAGCAAUGAUAAUGACAUUGAAAAAGGCAGGUCAAAUGGCAGUGAAACCCCCAGCUCACCAACAGCUUUGGCAUCAUCCACUUUGUUGGAAGAUAAUAAUGACUCUGGCAAUAUCAGCGACACGGAUACAUUGGAUUCAGAGGUGACUACAUCGAGCACAACUGAAAUAGUUAGUCACAAUACCAGCGUUAAUGUUUAUACGAAAGUUGAGAGCUGCAACGAUAGCAGUCCGUCUCACGAGAGCAAUGUAGCAUUGGUGCGUGUCUAUGGUAACAAAACCGAUCUGUUGAUAGAUCGUAAAGCCGAGACACGCAACAUUCAACUGUUGCACAUGUAUGGGUUUGCGCCAACGCUAUUUGCUACAUUCAAGAAUGGUUUAGUUUACGAUUUUGUACCUGGUGUAACACUGAAGCCGACAAGUGUUUUGGAGCCGAAUAUUUGGCGUUUGGUAGCAACGCGCAUGGCCGAAAUGCAUCGUCGUGUGAAGAUGCAGGAAGUUCCGGAGGCUACAGCUGCUAGUGGUGGUGGUGGUGGUGGUGGUGGUGCUGGUGAACCGCUUGAACCAAUGUUAUGGCGUAAGGUGCAGAGUUUCUUUGAUUUGGUACCUGAACAUUUUAGUGAUCCGGACAAACACAAAAGAGUUGAGGAGACUUUCUUGCCAAUAAAACGUUUACGCGAUGAGUUCAACGCGCUCUACAGGCAUCUCGAACGCCUGGACAGUCCGGUGGUGUUCGCCCACAACGAUCUAUUACUGGGCAAUAUUGUCUACUACGAAGAUCAGCAGUGCGUUAAUUUCAUUGACUACGAGUAUGCCGAUUACAACUUUCAGGCAUUCGAUAUUGGUAAUCAUUUUUGUGAAUUUGCCGGCGUCGACGAAGUGGACUUUACACGUUAUCCGACGCGAGACUUUCAGCUUGCUUGGUUACGCGUCUAUCUGCAGGAGUAUCUGCAACGCACACACAUCACCGACGCCGAAGUGGAACGCCUGUACUUGCAGGUGGACCAAUUCGCGUUGGCCGCACACAUGCUCUGGACCGUUUGGUCGCUCAUACAGGCAGAACAUUCCAAUAUUGAUUUUGAUUAUGUUGAUUACGCUCACAUACGCUACGAGGAGUACAAAAAGCGUAAAGCUAUUUUAGGUUUGGUCACCGCCGACGAGGCGGAGAAAUCCGCCUCCGCCACGGAAUCGAGUUAAGAUCAGCACUGCAGCAGCCACAAAAAACUUCACACACAUACACACAUAGCGCCUCAACAGACAUACACGUACCACCCGAAGCUGACAAUUGAGGAACAGCAACAACA